AAGAAAAAAAAUCUUUCGAUAUCGUACGGAACCAGUUAACGAUCGAAGCUCCCUUUGUUUUGGUCUGCGGUACAAAGGUUGACAGAAUUUGCCCUGAAUUUAAAAGCCAGUAUAAUUGCUAAUCUAACUAUCUUUUCGAAUGUCCUAACCGAUGGCUUCGCGAGUUCUCUUCGAAGACGAAGCUUUGUUAUUCCCAUUUCCCUUCAAUCGUAGCAUUUAAUCAGUUUUUGCCCGAAGUUUGCGAUAUCACAAGAAAGAACCCGCUCAGAAUCCAGCUUCCAAGAAAUGGGUUUCGGCCUUCAACUUCGUUUGUUAUUAUGGAAGAAUUUUACUUUGAAAAAGCGAUCACCGCUUGCCGUGGUCUUCGAAGUACUUAUUCCAUUGGUGCUAUUUCUUAUUUUGAUGGGAAUUCGACUUAGACGUGAGCCUUAUCCUAAACCCGAAGAGAUUUUCCCAGUCCGUGCUUUGCCGUCAUCAGGAAUAAUUCCCUUGUUGCAGCAGUUCUGUCCAAAUCGCCAUACAGAUGAGCAUGGCUUUCCUCUUCAUCCUAAUUCCAGCAUUGGAGAAAUAUUAGCAGACAUGACUGAUAUUCUUAAUUCACCAAGUCUCUCUGUCAUAUCUGAUCUACAAAGACUGCCACAUGACUUUAGGGAUUUUAUGAACAAUUCUAGGGCACUACAAGAGCAUUUAAAGAAUAUAGGAAAUUUUAGUCUUCAAGAUGUUAUUACUGACCCUGAUGAAUUUCAAGAGCUGCUUACGAAUCUAUCUGUCCCAGACCAGCUAGCUUCUACUUUAAUGAACAGUUUAAUUAAUGGAACUGAGCUUGCAAGAAUCCUUUACCAACAAGACCAGUUCCCUGCGUCUCCCAAUCUGUUUCCAGUAAGAAAUGGCUUAUUACCAUUAUUGGAGAAGGAGAAAAGACUAAGUAGAACAGGCACUGGUCUGUUAGAGAUGUUGGUUCUUGCUGUACACUCACAAAACACAUCACUCGGUCUCCUGCCAAAACUACAAAAUCCUCAGAAACAAUAUCAACAAAGGUCAACAACGGGCUCAAGUUGUAAAAAAGACGAGCUGAGUAUCCUGAUUUUUCACUCGAAUAACACUAAGAAGGACGCUCUUUUGAAUUCUCUCUGUAAUCUCACGCCUGACCAGAGACAAGCUCUAGUAGGGUUCAUAGUAACUCACACGAAGACAGAUGCACUAGCCAGGCAGUUAAACAUCACCAAUGAAGAUCUUGCAAGGUUUAACACCUCCUUUCAGCGUCUCAAAGUGGACAUAAGAAGCAUGUCUACUUUUGUACAGUUGGUCCAGAAGGGCCAGCACAUGGCGUCUCUAUUAAAGCUGAACAUGUCAUUCGCCGAAGGCCUGGACAACAUGACAAAAAGCGCUCGUAACAAGGCGUACAUACAGGGCAUGUGGAAGAACUUAGGCCCAGUCCUCUGCGGCUCGGACCCCGACGAACAGCCGGACCGCGUCGUGAAGCACAUGUUUGAUUACCGCUGUCUGACAAAAUCCUGCCAAACGCGGGCGCUUAGGCUGAUGUUUUACUUACUGACCCAUAAUCCCAAGAUUCUUUACGCGCCUAAUAAUACAGCUGCUGAUGACGUCAUCAAAGAUGCGAAUAGGACGUUUUCAGACAUUGAGUAUCUCCAAGACCUCGCCCACGACUGGCUCAACACAUCAUCUCAAAUUCGCCGCGCCCUCCUCCAAAACGAGACCCAAUUCUACCUCGGUUUGGUGUCGAAUUACAUCCGGGCCUAUCCCGACAGCUACUGGGAGCUAAUAUCUGGAAUCUCAGAAAAAGACCCUACUACGCAUGCUCCGUACUUCAAAAACAUCCACUCUCUGCUGACCAAGAAGAACGGGGGCGUCAAUCCUAUCAUUGAGCAGCUGGAUAGGAUAGAUGCUGUGCUCAAGAUAUGGAUAGAGCAAACCAAGGCCUUCAAGCUUGAUAUAUUUGUAGGAUUUAAAGACGAGGAGUCGUUAGUUAGAUACGCCUUUAAUACCAGUGGAGUUCGGGGCGACGAUUCCUCUAAGAUAGUUGCAGGAAUCGUCUUCACCAACAUAGAGCCAAACAAGACCUUACCUGUCCACGUGACCUACAAGAUACGAAUGAACGCUACCUACUUCACGCCAGCCACUGACCGCAUCCGUGACAGCUAUUGGAGGCCUGGGCCCCAGUCUUGGGGUCAAAGCUAUUACGACCUCGGUUUCGUGUGGCUUCAGGACAAGAUUGAGAGAGCUGUGGUGAACUUACACGCCAUGAGGGAGGUGAUUAAACCGGCGGUCUACCUUCACGAAAUGCCCUAUCCAUGCUACUCCAAGGACAGGUUUAUGCUGGUUAUCCAGCACAUGAUGCCGCUAUGCCUGACGGUCUCGUGGAUUUACACGGUGGCCAUUGUGGUUCGGUCCAUCGUCUACGAGAAGGAGCAGCGGCUCAAGGAAGUCAUGAAGAUGAUGGGACUCAGUAAUGUGGUCCACUGGGUGGCUUGGUUCAUCACUAGUGUCUCUGUCAUGUCAAUCACUGUCAUGUUGCUGACAGUCAUUCUGAAGUAUGGCAAAGUACUCGCAUUCAGUGACCCCCUGAUCAUAUGGCUCUCUCUGAUGCUGUUCGCCAUCGUAACGAUCGUCUUCUGCUUCCUGAUAAGCGCCUUCUUCUCCAAGGCCAAGCUCGCGGCGGCGUGUGGCGGUAUCAUCUACUUCCUGACCUACAUGCCUUUCGUCUUCGUGUCCAUCCGCGAAGGAGCGGCUCACGCUACGAUCGAGAGCUCGGAGAAGAUGGCCAUCAGUUUGCUUUCCACCUCGGCGUUUGGCCUUGGCGCACGGUAUUUCGCGCUUUACGAGGAGCAAGGCGAGGGCGUACAGUGGUCCAACAUCGGGAAGAGCCCGAUCCGUGGAGACGACUUCAACCUCCUCAAGGUCCUUUACUUCCUGGUCUUCGACACUUUUCUCUACGUCAUCCUGGUCUGGUACAUCGAGGCCGUACAUCCGGGAUCUUAUGGUCUUCCUAGACCGUGGUACUUUCCUAUUCAACCGACCUAUUGGUUCGGACACAAUACAAACGCGUGUCCAAAUCUGAGGAAGAAAAACUACCGAAUGAUGACGUCAGACGAGAUGGAAGACUCGCCCCAGACCCCUGGACUUCUCGCGUACGAGAGGGAGCCCGUACAUUUACCCCUGGGAGUCACAAUAGAUAAUUUGCAAAAGGUCUACAAAUCUGGAACCAAGGCUGUGGAUGGGCUAAAUCUCAAUCUGUACGAAGGCCAAAUCAUGUCCUUCCUUGGUCAUAAUGGCGCUGGUAAAACCACCACUAUGUCCAUCCUCACCGGACUCUUCCCGCCCACAGCUGGGACGGGCUACAUCUAUGGACACGACAUACGAUUUGACAUGGACAAGAUCCGGCAUAAUCUGGGCAUGUGUCCGCAACACAAUGUGCUAUUCGAUGGGCUGACCGUGGACGAGCAUCUCUGGUUCUACGCUCGUAUGAAGGGGAUGGCGGCGCAUGCUGUGAAGACAGAAAUGAACCAGUUGGUUGAGGACAUUGGUCUGCCAAACAAGCGAAACUGUGCGGUGGAGACCCUGAGUGGUGGCAUGAAAAGGAAGCUGUCUGUUGCCAUGGCAUUCGUGGCAGGCUCCAGAACGGUGAUCUUAGAUGAGCCCACUGCAGGAGUAGACCCGUACGCCCGCAGAGCAAUAUGGGAUCUCCUCAUCAAGUACAAGAAAGGCCGAACCAUUCUCCUCUCCACACACUUCAUGGAAGAAGCCGACAUCCUCGGUGAUCGCAUCGCCAUCAUCUCAAGCGGCAAGCUCCGAUGUGUUGGCUCCCCUCUCUACCUAAAACGACGCUUCGGCGAGGGCUACAACCUCACGCUUGUGAAAAAGAGCAUUUCCUCCCCUCAUGGGUCUAUUGGGAGCUUUAGGAGAAGUACCAGUAGUAACUUGGAGGCAAGCAGGAGGAGCGUGAACUCCCAACAGGGGUAUACUGGGGCCAGCUGCCCACCGGGGUCCACUGGGGCCCGACAAGGUUCCAUUGGAAGCAUUAGUACUGAAUGUAAUGUUGGCAGUAGUAGGAUAAGCAUGGAUUCCCCUCUGGACUCUCUUGCCAAUGAGAGUCGCGUGGAGGUAUCAAGUACUGAGACAGAGGCGGACAGAAGAAGCGGUUUUGUUUCGCCGAGGACCAGUGGAACUCUCACAGAUGCACUAUUUCCUGGUGAUCUGCCCACGCAGGAGGAGAAAUUAACCAGUUUCAUCACCUCCCACAUCUCGUCCGCUCAACUAAAGCACAAAACAAACCAGGAGUUCACUUUUAUACUCCCCGAUAACUCGAUCAAGAGGGGAGCAUUCAAAAAGCUCUUUGCUGACUUGGAGCAGAAUAUAGAUGUGCUGGGAAUUGAUAGCUACGGCAUUACUCAUACUCUCCUCGAGGAAGUUUUCCUGAAAGUAACAGAUGUCUCAUUAAACGAGACCGAUGAAAACAGCGCAAGCGAAGCAGAGACGGUGCCAAGUCUACUUUCCCCUCCCCUGCCAACCUUGCCGACCAAUGAAGGACUGGAAAUGAGUGAUGUCGUAAGAAACAGGGGAGAGGAUACUGAACGGCUGCUUGGUUACCAGCCCCUCUCGGACUCUGGCACUCACCAAGAUGAGGCAUCUAACGGCCACGCUGCUGGUUUGUUUGAAGGAGUAGGAAGUCAUACGUUGACCGGCUCGGCACUCCAGUGGCAGCAAUUCUACGCACUGAUGCUCAAACGCUUUCACUACGCGCGACGUAACUUCAAGGGUGUCAUCUCGCAAAUUCUCCUUCCUGCUCUAUUUAUUUGCAUUGCCAUGACAAUGGCACUUUCACUUCCGCCCAAGCCAGACCUCCCCCCUUUGGAGCUAUCGCCUUCUAUGUUCUAUCAGCCCAACUACAUACCAUUCGGCAACGAGGCCAAAGGCAUGAACAUCCUCGCAAAGAGGCUCGAGCAGACCCUGACGUUGUCGUCCGGUAUCGGUGCGACGUGCUGCUUACGAUAUCCCCAGUACGACUUGCUCAACUCGACAGUGAAGCUCACGAAGUCCCAAGUCGCCCUGAUGUUCGAUAAGUCUUGUCGGAAAGCGAUCGACGAGGUCUCGGGAGUCUAUCUGAAGCCGAAUAAGCAUCGAUUCUCGUACAUUUACUACACCAAUAGCUCUAUGAAUGUGUCAGAGUCGGUGACGCAUCAGAAGGCGGGGCCAGGAUGUCGGUGUUCGGCAAAUGGCACGUGGUACUUGUGCGAUCAGGGCGCGGCCGGGAAGCAGCCCAAGGAACUGGUGACGAUAACACGUGACACGCUUCAAAAUGUGACCGGCAGAAACAUGUCAGAGUACUUACUCUAUACCACGCAGACAUUCAGAAUGCACAGGUACGGGGCGCUGUCGUUUGGUAACGUCGUGCAGUUUGUUCCAUCGAGGCUGGACAGUGUUCAUAUCGAUGCCGUGAGACGCCUCGCCAUACGUGAAGCUUCCAAGUCUUGGUACAACAACAAGGGUUACCACGCAUUACCGACGUACCUGAAUGUGAUGAAUAACGCUAUUUUACGCGCAUCUAUCCCCAAGAGUAAAGGCAAUCCUGCCGCUUAUGGAAUCACAGCCUAUAACCAUCCCUUCCCGUUUAACUCCACGUCUGCAGUUCAUCUGUCAGCGGAUUAUUUGCGGCAAGGCACGGAUCUGGUUAUCGCCAUCUUCGUUAUCAUCGCCAUGUCUUUCGUACCUGCAAGCUUCGUCGUGUUUCUCGUAACGGAGAGGUCUACCAAAGCGAAGCACUUACAGUUUGUCAGCGGCGUCGACCCUGUCGUUUACUGGCUUUCUAACUAUCUAUGGGACAUGUGUAACUACCUCAUCCCCGCCUUGGCUUGUAUAACGUUGCUCUACCUAUUUGGAGUUCCCGCCUACGCCUCUGAGACGAACUUCCCCGCUGUCGUAGGGCUCUUUAUGCUUUACGGCUGGUCUAUCACGCCUAUGAUGUACCCAAGUGCGUUCUGCUUCAGUGAGGCGAGCUCGGCGUACGUCGCUAUGAUCGUGCUGAAUCUCUUCGUCGGUGUCACUGCUACCGUCACUACAUUCAUCUUACAGCUCUUUCCUGACGAUGAGGUACUUACAGACGUGAAUGAUGUCAUCAAGUUGAUCAGCCUGGGGUUCCCCAACUACUGCCUGGGGCGAGGGCUCAUGGAUCUGGCGUACAACCAGUACUUGUCGGAGUACUACAGACAGAUAGGCGAGGAAGACUCGAUCAAGUCUCCUUUCGAAUGGAUGAUCGUCAGCAGGAACCUCGUGUGUAUGCUCAUGGAAGGCUUCGCAUUCUUCAUCCUGACCAUCCUCAUAGAGUUUAAAUUCUUCUUGAAAAGACGGCGUAUCCCGGUCUCCCAACUUCCAAUUGAAACCGAAGAUGAAGACGUAGCUGCCGAGCGAGAUCGGGUGCUCCGAGGUGAUGCCGACGACGAUCUCGUCAAGAUCGAAAAUCUCACGAAGAUUUACUAUUCUCGCAAGAGGGGCAAGCACCUGGCGGUGGACCGGUUAUGCGUUGGUGUCCCCCAGGGAGAGUGCUUCGGUCUGCUGGGCGUAAACGGCGCAGGGAAGACAAGUACCUUUAAAAUGUUGACAGGGGAUACUGCCAUGACGGCGGGCGAUGCCGUGCUCAACUCGUACCGCAUCGCGACAGACAUCCAUCGUGUUCACCGGUGUAUUGGCUACUGUCCUCAGUUUGACGCGCUGAUUGACGAGAUGACGUCAGAGGAGCACAUCCUGCUCUACGCCCGACUCAGGGGGGUGCCAGAGAAGGAGAUUAAGCAGGUGAUGAAGUGGGCUAUCCGUAAGAUGAACCUGACUCAGUACGCAAAGACCCCGUGCAAGACCUACAGUGGAGGCAACAAGAGAAAGCUCUCCACGGCUAUAGCGCUCAUAGGCGACCCACCAAUCAUAUUCUUAGACGAGCCCACGACAGGAAUGGAUCCGGGUGCACGGCGCUUCCUGUGGAACCUCAUCCUGAACAUCGUCAAAGAUGGGCGAUCAGUGGUGCUGACCUCUCACAGUAUGGAGGAAUGUGAAGCCUUGUGCAGUCGCCUCGCUAUCAUGGUCAACGGACGGUUCAAAUGCCUCGGCAGCUGUCAACAUCUCAAAAACAGGUUUGGCGAAGGUUAUAUCAUCACUGUGCGUAUCCAAGGCGACGUCCCUAAUCUUGAGCCCGCCAUCACACACUUUACUGAGCACUUCCCACGGGCCACUCUUAAGGAACGUCAUCACAACAUGCUUCAGUACCAGAUACCCUCGGGCAUCAUGACGCUGGAUCAGAUCUUUGGGAACAUCGAGGACUACCAGGAUCGACUGGGCAUCGAGGACUACUCAGUCAGCCAGACAACAUUAGACAAUGUAUUCAUCAACUUUGCCCGCCAGCAGACAGACGAGACGGAAUACAACGAGCAACUGCCUGCCAGUGAUAUCGCAGGCUCAUUACAAGGCGAGCGCCCGCGCUCCAUGUUGUCAGAGGAGAUUCACUUUAGUGUUCUAGAAGAUGAUGAGGAAGGCGCAAGGGUUUUCUUUACUGAUCGGGCUCGGCUUGCGUUCUCGACAGAAGAAGCAACGUGACAAAGACCCAGAUAAGGUUUAAUAACAACCAGAAAACGUAACCGAAUGAAAUGUGGCACUACCAGGCUGAUAGGCUUUUAUGCAUACACCCAUUUUUGUUUUAGAUAACAAUCCUAACACAUUCUCUGCUAUUUUUCUAAAAACAUAUUUUAUAGUAUUCUUCAGAUGUACCGUAGAACAUACUAUGCUAUUGUAAUUGAAAAAUAGGAUUUUUUCUUGAUCAGACAAUAAAUCUUUUUUAGAAUUAGGGCUUAAAUUGCGUAAAUUGUAAUGUUUAAUAGGAAAAUUCAUAGGGGUUCUUAUGCAGUAGGCGAAAUUUUUAAUCUCAAAACGUAGAUUAUUUAGAAUACAAGUUAUGGCAAAUAAUGAAUACUUUAUGGUCGGUUCCAUUGCUUAAAAAAUAGGUUCAAAUUUCUAUUUCAACAUUCCAAAGAUGCUUGUGUUUGUUUGAGAUAUUAGAAGAUAUUUUGGUCCUAAGAUUUGGGAAAACUAAAAUAAACUUAAAAAGAAUUGGGGAAAACGAAACACAUUUUUUUUUUCAACUGAAAAGAUACUUUGAAUUAUAAAAUAAUAAGUCAAGGGGCGGGCCAAAAGAUAUUUGAGGAAAGAUAGGUCAUUUAUCGUGCACUCGAGGCUGUAAAGAUAAUUCUUUUUUUCUCAUAUUUCUUAUGGUCAGUCCCUGGUUAUUCACCUAUUUUAAAUACGAUUGCACUCAAGAAUCCAUAUAUCGUGACCCGCAGUGGCUCAUGGGUGACGUUUACAUUAUUUUAGCAUCUUGGUACACUUAAGCCUAUCCAGAGCCUCGAACGUCUUUCUAUUUAGUGGCCAGCGAACCUCGUCUCAAGCUCGCUGGCCAUUAAAUAGAGAGACGUUCUGGCUUUCUUACACGAGUUACACGACAAGACUGACUUGGUAGUAUUUUAUUAAAGUUUUUUGAGUUUUUACUCGGUUUAUCACAGAGUUGUGGGAAGACAUCGGGGAGGUGAAUGCACGAAAAGAGAAGUUGUGGCAUUCACUUUGCGUGGGUGAGGUGAAAUUGGGAAUGGGCUAUUGAGCAUCGCGUGAUGCCGUAUAUUUAAUGUUUGGUAAGCAGAGAAGAGAUAGUAUUUAAUAGAAUCUAAGAUUACAAUUGUCAGCAUUGGAAGUAUAAUAAAUUAUUAGUUUUGGUA
Molecule: messenger RNA, 8768 nt
Organism: Nematostella vectensis (starlet sea anemone)
Lineage: Eukaryota; Metazoa; Cnidaria; Anthozoa; Actiniaria; Edwardsiidae
Product: ATP-binding cassette sub-family A member 2
Exons: 42
Coding region: 286-7599 (2437 amino acids)
Biological process (GO): transmembrane transport; lipid transport
Cellular component (GO): intracellular membrane-bounded organelle; membrane
Molecular function (GO): ABC-type transporter activity; ATP hydrolysis activity; lipid carrier activity
Source: RefSeq, a predicted model, not a curated record